AUUCUUUGCUCUCGUCUUUUAUUUCUUCUUCUGUCACAAAAUCUCUUUAUUUUAGAGGAAAAACACCAAAGAAUUUGAUCUUUACGAUAGCCGUUUUUGUUACAUUUUCUCCAUUCAUACCAAGAAAAUCUGCAAAUGCUGGCCAACUGUAAUCGGGAAAAGAAAGCGCCGGUUUAUAUCAAGUCGUGAAUUUUGGUCGCGUCAUCUAGGCACGACUACGCAAAGCUUUUUCUUCUUUCAUUUUAUUUCACAGAUCAAAUUUAAGAAAUAAAUAAAACGAUACAUUCUGUAAUAAUUAAUUAUGCCUCAUUAGUUUCUCAUAUUCAUUAAUCGACGAAUUAAUGAGGAGAGUCUUGUGCAUUCAAUUACACAGUUUGAAAUGUUAAAACGGGUCAAGACCUAUUGACUUUUAAAGACAACGAGACAGUUCCGUCAAGGGUCACAUCGAACAUCGACUGUGCUCGUGUCGUGUGUCGCCAUGGUUACCCCCGAACGAUUGUUGAGUCGAACUAUUGAACAAUUUCUCGUCCCCCACUCCCCCAGACGGUUAUUUGGUUAUAGCGUAUGGUGGAUUCCUAUUGCCCCCUUCUCGGUUCGUAGUUCGUACUCGAUGGAAUAGAAUAAGAACAAAAAAUAAAACAGGGGGGGGGGGGGAAUAAAAUCGUUUUUGGUUGGUGAGUGCACAGGACGGAUAGUAUAGCAUACCACCUACACCGUCAACGCUUUGGAGCCGUUGUAGUCGCCUUCGUAACGACGACGACAUCGAAUGAGCGCUUCCAUAGUCUCCGGUCUUUUGUGAUUCCGUGCCACACCUUCAUUACCGCAUACGCAAAUUACUGGCGCAAAAAAACUAUUGUUAUCGUCACUACACCACCACCGCCACCACCGCCCCCAAUGCAGCGUAUUUUCAUCUAAUUAGUCACAGUGCUGCAGGGUGUAUGUGUGCGUGUGUGUGUGUGUAGUGGUUGCACAAAAGGUUCGACGUUAACUCGAUCCGGAAAUGAAAGAUCCAGACGGUGUGUCGUCUAAUAGGCCAUCAGCAAUCAAGACGCGCAGCAAUAGUGGGGCUGGAUUGGGCGGCGUCGAGGCCAUUUUCUUGAGCUCAGCCGACGCCGACGAAGAAGGAACCGGUGGAGAGAAGACGUCCAUCGUCACCCAAGAGCUUUGGAGGCAAAAACACGCCCAGCAGGAAGAAGAAGCGCAACGUACGAAAAAAGACCUUUCAUGGAAGAAGGACCAGCAAAAGCAACAAUGGGCCGAUGCGUCGCAAAAACAGGACCAACCGAGAGCCAAGGAUGACAAACGAGUAUCGAACAAACAAGCAGCCGAACAACGGACACCUGGCGAGUCGACGUCGUCGGGGAAACGGACCAAACAAAAACAUCAACAAAAGCACGCGGACGCGGAAGAGGUUGAGGCAGACCGGCAGCCUCCCAGCGCCAGCGGCCGCAAUUCUUUGCGCAAAACGCGGUCCGUGACGGAUGUGGAUGGAGAGCGCGAGAGCCAAGUCUCGUCGGCCGCGUCCUCGGCCGCGGCCCGGCACGGAGGUCGCCGCAUGAGCAUCUCCGUUGCCAGUGCGCAUCAUCAAUAUUCGAUGGGCUCGUCUUCCAGAGACUCGUCUCGACGCAGCAGCGCCGCCAGCAUCGUCAUUUCCGUUUCGAGACCGGAUUCGCCAUUGCCGCAUCUCAUCCAGCGCAUAGGCGAAGAAAGCUUGUCCAUAGAGUUCCUACGAUUCAGAAGAACGGCCACAGCUGUUCAUUCAGCCUCGAAAUUCCGCCAUCCGCACAUCGUCGUCGUUCAAGCGGCCGACGGCACGGCCAACGUGAAAAUGAGCGGCCAAGAAACGGCCGCAAACCUCAUCCGUAUGCACAAAGAGCGAAGGAACUCCGUGCCGACCGUGCCGCGUUUAGACCUGAAGGAAGAGAACGAAAAGGACAAGGGCAAACACAAGAAGAAUAAAGACGGUUCACUGGCCACAAGCAACAAGCGUUUAGCGGACGGCCAGCAGAGCCGACGCAAUAGACGCCGUCGUUCCAGCACGGGCUCAAGCAUCCAGGGCUUCUACAUGCCGGCCAGUAGGCCGUCGUCCGCCAUGGCAGCGGAUGCGGCCACCUUCGAUCCCGCCGCGUCCCGUCCUUCCUCGGCCGCUACCAUAGUCCAACUGGGCAAGUUGUCGAGACCUUGGACGCCGGCCCGUUCGCCGUCGCCCGUCUCGGGAGCCGGUUCAGCCAACAGAUACGGCGCUGGAAGCCGAAACUUGUUUCGCAGCCGCACUCCCACAUCCAUGGCCACUCCGCUGCAGGCGCUCAACACCAAAGUCAACAACAUCCUGGGCUGCGCGUCCAACAUCCUCGAUUUUUACCAGCUGAGACCCGACAUCAAAAAGGAGCCGGACCAGCAUCGUCAAAAUCGUUUGCUCAAAUCGAUGAAAAUGAACGAGGCGGCUAAAGCAGAUGAUAAGAAAGAAGAGACGGCCCAGUCCCGGCUGAUCAAGUUUCGCAAAAAAGCCGGCCAGCAGGCGGACAAUCAGAGAGACGCUAAACUGGUCGUCAAAUCAGCCGGCCACCAGCCGGUCGCGCGCGCAGCACCGGCGGAAACGAGCAAACGAAACCAGAAACAACAGGCCAAUGCACAAAAAGCGGCGAGCAAAGCAGACGGCAGAGAAAAGGUGGUCGCACCGCAAACAGGUAAAGCGACCCAAGAGCCGGAAGUAGACGAGCAAAGAACUAAACAAGAAAAGAGCCAAAGGCAUCAGAAGGCAUCGGAUAAAGACGUGUCGAAAAGCGACACCAAACUGCCAAUGCUGCCGCCAUCGAUGACAGCCACCCAAAAGGCUUUCAACAGUUUGUCGCUGAAAAUGAGUAAACACAAGAAAACGGCACCGCCGGGAAAUUUGUCCGUCACGGCCGGUGGCGGUUCGUGCGUGUCGCUCAAUUCGGCCGUGUCUUCGCACUCGUCGGGCACCAACCCCCAAACCAAAGCGAUGCCCCUGUUGAAAUCGAUGAUGGAGAAGCAGAAGGCGAAGACGACCAUCGUGGCAGCCGUCGCUUUCUCGGCAAAGUCGUCGACAUCGUCGAUGACGAAAUUCAAAAUCAAAAAAGUGAUGAAAAUGGCCAAAACGGCCGGACUCGUCGCCCGCCGAAAGCCGAUCAAUACGAGCAGUCACAACCAGUCGACGCCAAACAACGCGAGUGGCCAAGGUCCGCCGACGUUGGUCAACUUUUUCAAGCGCAGCAAUCGCACAAACAACGCAGACAGUCGCGUCCCCAUCAAAUACGAGACGUUCACGGACAAGGAUCGAGCCGCCGCCGUCCUCCUAGGAGACGCGGACAUUAAAACGACGUUAGAAAAACAAUUGAAAAGCGAAAGGGGGCGUUACGUGUUGCCAAAAGAGAGUCCGGCCCAAGUUUAUUUGGCGCAAGCGGAUUUCGAGAUGCGGAUCGGUGGAUUGGCUACGGCAAAGAAUUUACUCAACAAGGCAUUGGAAUUGCAACCGGGAGACAAAAAUGCCUUGUGCUCACGGUCCCGUUGCCGAUUGCAGAUGGGAGACACCAAGGGAGCGCUGGACGAUGCAGAGGAAGCUCUGACUAACGACAGUUCCUACGUUAGAGCUACGUAUCAAAAGGCCGAAGUUCUCUACCAAAUGGGUCGAUUCGAAGAGGCGUUGGUCUUUUAUCACAAAGGCUGUAAACAACGACCGGACAUGGAGCUGUUCCAUCAAGGUGUUCGCAAGGCCCAAGAAGCCAUCGAAAUUUCUCUAGGAGUCAAGCCGCCAACGCUGCAUCAACAGCAGCAGUAUCGCAGCACCACUUCGAGCAGUAAAAGAAAUACAACGUGGGCCAAAGGAUCGUCGUCUCGAUUGCCACCACUCGGAAAGAAUUCAAUGGCCGGUGGCCACCAAAUGAAUCAGUUUAGUCAACAACUGGAGCAGCGACUAUGGCCAGCAGGACAGGGCACUCAUCGAGACUCUUCUCUGCUCGGAGAUCUUCACGUCGACAAAAUUUACCUGGAAAGGUUACUCGAAAAUCCAGGGUUACACAAUCAGAGCGCGUCCAGCCUGAAAAUCAUCCAUCACGCCAAGGAGACUCUAGAGUACCUGAAGGGAAGGGAGAAUUUUUGGAAACAACAGCAACCGUUCCACAUUGUUUAUACAAAAGAACGGACCAACAUCAAAACGCAUCAUCGACGACGACGACGCAUUCCUUCGUCAAAUGACAACACGACAUCGACCGAAGACUCGACAAGCGACACCAAACAAUCAGGAGACGCAAGUAGCAGUCGCGAUAGCGGCGGCGGUGGUAGCAGCAGUGGCAAUUGCACUAGCCGUUUGGCGGAGGAAGAGUCGUCAUCGUCGGGAGCCUCAACUGAAAGAGAGGAGCCGCCGAACGCUCGCUGCUCAUCGGACGAAGUGUCGCGAAUUCUAGCCGUUGCUGCCGAAGAAGAUGAGAACGAAUGUUGCGACGGUAACGAGGAUUUGGAAGAAUGGCGACAAGUGGUCGACGACAUGACUGAAUGCAUCGAGAAGCGGCAAAUUGGGCAAUGUGCCGACAUCUUUCUAGCCAAAUGUUGCGGAUGGGCGACUCGAGACGAGGAUUUGAUUGGCGAAAUCGAAGCUAAAAUGAGUUUGCUGCGACUACACGGCCAGCAACAAAGCCAAUGCAAAGACGAUGGCAAUACUAACGAAAAAAUGCAUUUGGCCAUCGAAAUAGCCGUCCUCUACUUGGCCGAUGGGCAACAAGAGUUGUCCAAGACUUGCGCUCAACAGGGCUUAGCAUUGGCCGAACGGACAGCCGAUGUCGGCGCUCUCCUACAACUUUGGCUACUCAUGGCGGCGUUAGAAGCGACGAGCGGCAAUUGGGACAAUGUCGAAACCUGUUUGAUCAAAGCUCGGCGCAUUUUCAACGGGGAAACUGAGGAGAACGAAACAGAGUCGCAAAAUCCCGGCGAGGUCGUCAACCCUGGAGAGGGUUUGAGCUGCAAUUGAGUAGGCAUUCAAAAAUUGGCGCGUUUCAAAAAGAAAAUAAAAUAAAAAUAAAAUAAAAAGAGCACACACAAAGAGAGUGUGGGAACGCCUAAAAAGGUAUUCAUUUUUGUUGAAAAGAAAAACGGUCAAUGAAACGCAGUCGGUUCUUUUGUUUAAAGACAAGCACCCAAGCCUCUAAAGACGGUCGUUAGAAAUAGAUUCAUCAUCCUAAACGAUUUCAAUGUUGUUUUUCUAUACACCAAAAGCGAGUCAAUGGAGCUGUCAGCGAGUGCAUCGCUUCACAUUCUCACGACGAUUUAGCGCACAUUUGACAUCACUUGCCCGUUUUCGCUUCAUCACCUGACGUCGUCCUGUAGCCAAUUUUUUUUCUUUUCUAAUCAACAUUUAUUUUCUAAACAAACAUUUUUCAAAAUUGUAGUGAUCAUCGUGUUCCCCUUUUUCUUCUUACUGAAAUGAAACCCUCAAUUUCCAGUCGCACAUAAUGUACUCCUGAUCGAUUGUCGUUACUACAUACAAGCAAAUAAUCAAA
Molecule: messenger RNA, 5513 nt
Organism: Daphnia magna
Lineage: Eukaryota; Metazoa; Arthropoda; Branchiopoda; Diplostraca; Daphniidae
Exons: 10
Coding region: 1001-4984 (1327 amino acids)
Cellular component (GO): cytoplasm
Molecular function (GO): protein binding
Source: RefSeq, a predicted model, not a curated record